UGUCAUCAAUUUCUUGGCGCUGCGAGACCAACUUAGGCAGCGACGAUAAUGGCGGUAGCAUCAUCCUCUACAGCAUCUGGAACCCAUGUCCUCCACCGCCUCCUUUGCCCACUCCCACCACAACCCCGAUCACUUCCUUUCUUCUUGAGACCUCUUUCCACCACUUCUGCUACCAUCACCGGAAAAUCUGCUCUCUUCAAGGUCCAAAAAUCUCAACUUGACAUAACUUCCACCACUACCCUCUUCUCUUUUCUCCAUUCACCGUCCACUACUCCUUAUACUCUCCUCUUUCCCCACUCUCUGUCCACUUCUCUCUCUACCCCACCAAAUGCGGAACAAGAUGAUGAUGAUGAUGAUGGUGAAAUUGAAUAUGAUAGUGAGGAAGACAUUGAUAGUGAAAGUGAAGACUUCGAAUUGGAGGACAAUGCUGCUUCUGUUGAUGUUGGUGAUGGGUCCCGUAAAGAAGAGUCGAAGAGAAAUGGUUCAAAAGUACCCAAUUUGACAGUGAAGGAAAAGAAAGAGCUGGCUUCUUAUGCGCAUGGAUUGGGUAAGAAGCUCAAGUGCCAGUUAGUGGGCAAGUCUGGUGUUACUGAAAAUGUUGCGACUUCUUUUAUUGAGACACUUGAAGCUAACGAGCUUUUGAAGAUCAAAAUACAUAGGACUUGUCCAGGGGAGCUGGAAGAUGUGGUUCAGCAAUUGGAGGAAGCAACUGGGUCGGUGGUAGUUGGUAAAAUUGGUCGGACUGUGAUUGUAUACCGGCCCAGCCCCUCUAAAUUGAAGGCAGAGGAGAAAAAGAAAAGCAUGCGUAGAGUGUUUGUGAGAAAAGAAUCAAAAUUGAGGCCUGUCUCAUUGCCAAGAGGACAACCACCAAGGUUAUCUGGUCGUGGUCGUCGAGGGAGCAGCAGGAUAUGAACAUUACUAUUUUCUGGUUCUCUCUUCCUCGAAAUAUUGUGCAGCCUACUGAAGAACAUUGCAUGAGAAAUCCUGGCAAGGCAACAAAUUUCUGGAAUUUUAGCGGCAGAUAGGAUUGGCCAAGAAGAUGACUAAAAGAGUGAACUUGUAAGCACUAUAAAUAUCAUGUUUUUGAAAAUAUAAAUGGCUAAGGAAAUACAGUGACGUAGCUAAAAACUUGCACUUGGAUGAUGCUCUUUGUAGUGUUGCUUCUAAACUGCAGAUAACAAAUUAUGUCAAUUGUUUAUGUUGCAUGAAUGUUUAUGUUUCAAA
This is a messenger RNA of Manihot esculenta (cassava), 1224 nucleotides long. RefSeq lists its product as uncharacterized. The transcript is spliced from 3 exons. NCBI's taxonomy places the organism in Eukaryota, Viridiplantae, Streptophyta, Magnoliopsida, Malpighiales, Euphorbiaceae. Gene Ontology annotation, cellular component: chloroplast. The coding region runs from base 49 to 912 and encodes 287 amino acids. Gene Ontology annotation, molecular function: RNA binding. The record is from RefSeq and is a predicted model, not a curated record.